Molecule: messenger RNA, 2916 nt
Organism: Aspergillus welwitschiae
Lineage: Eukaryota; Fungi; Ascomycota; Eurotiomycetes; Eurotiales; Aspergillaceae
Exons: 5
Coding region: 1-2916 (971 amino acids)
Source: RefSeq, a predicted model, not a curated record
AUGGCUUCCAAUCGAGAGGAGCGGCUGCAAAUGCGGCAGCGCGGAGCAGCGUCACGCAAGACUAAGGCGAUAGACUUUGGGUUUUCUUUUGGCCUGCCUACUGCCUCCGAUGAACCGUCUCAAUCCACGUCGCGACCGGACAAUGUCGGUAUUUCGCUGUUCCCUCCUGUACCACCACCGGCCUCGAUGACAGAUACUGCUGUGAACACGACGACGCCCGUAGCCGCAACGGAACCGGAGAUUACGAAACCUUCCAUAAUAUCGCCGGAGAGAAAACUGUCGGCGCAAGAGGGACCUAUUCGUCGAACACCUGGAAGCGCGCGCAACAAACUCCCGCCGCGUCCAUCGCCUUACGAUCUACCUACAGAAGAUCCGCCGGAAGUUGGACCUAGUCGCAAGAUAAGGAAACUUGAUCAUUCUAGAAGAACUUCGACGAUAUCAUUCAGCGCGCGGGAUGAAGAGAGUUCGCAGCCCCUCAACAACGGCGUCGCAUCAAUUGCCGCCCCCCAGUCGCCCCCUAAACCGACGAGUCCACCUGCUCUCAGUGGCACACAACAUUCUCAAGAGGAACUGUCAACUACACAUGUUGUACAGGAGGAUCCUGCACCCUUACAACCACCGCAGUUGGCAGAGCCUGUAGCACCUGACCAUGCCACGGAACCGCCGCCGGAACCCCAACAAGAACCCCAAGCGAGAUCAACGCCUUCUCCGCCUGGCGAGGAAACAAGGGGCAAGCGCAAGAGACGUACAUCCCGCGAUAGUGACGUUUCUUCGCGUCGUUCUCCGCGGGGUUCUCCGCAAAACGCUGUGAGCCCCAAGGCAGCAGAUGUGGAGGGUUCGCAGGUAUCAGCAGCAAUGGAUACAUCACCGGAUGGGAAAUCACCAGUCACAGCGUCACCAAAAAUUGCUGCGCCUAAUACUACCGGGAGUCAUGAUGACACUACACAGGACGUUACCGAGCCUCAGGCUACUAGUGAAUCGCAGAUCCCCGCAGCACAAAUAUCUAGCGAAGAAGAGACCACCGCUGCAGGCAAGACCACCCAACCACGAAUCGCUAGCGAGGCCGAAGCCACUGGAUCUCCAAUUGCUAGCGAACCCCCAGAGGCAGCUGAGCCUCAAGAUGCUGUCGAACCCAGAGAGACGAACGGCAUCGGGAAAGCAACCGAACCUCAUAGUACUACAACACAGACAGAGUCUCCAACACCCCCGAGAACCAAGAGAACGAGAGAGCAACGCGCAGCAUCCGUUCAACCGCAUUCAACAACUGCCAAACAGUCUAGAGUGGUCAGAGCAGGCUCAGCAGAAAGCGCCCCAGUCCAAGGCAUGGAGAGAAAGAGACUUCGUGGACGUAUCGGGAAGAACCAGGAGCCUAUGCCCAGUAUUCCUACAAUAGAAGAAGAGCCCGCCGAUGGCACUGGCGCGACUGUUUCAUCCCAGCCAAAGGAUGGUACCGUGACCAAGGGAAGUCGACAAUCACGGCUGCCAAGACCUACUACGGUGGCGGACAAGAAGUCGACGCGCGCUGGACGCCCCGGAAGAAAACCGGCACGAUCCCAGGAUAUUCAGGAAGAAGUGCCUAUGCGCGAGGAAGAGGCGCAGCAGCCGGAAGAGCAGCAGCAUGAGCCAGAGCCAGAGUCCAAGGCCGUCACAGAACCCGAAGCAUAUCUACAGCCAGAAGCACGGACAGAACCCAAACCAUCAAGGCCUGUCAGACGUGGUCGCGGCAGGAAACCAUUGCCAGAGAAUACGGAUGAUGCGCAAGCUUCGAACGAAGAAAUUCCAGCACAAGCCGAGCAGGCUGAGCCUGAAACAGAAGUACAACCGGCACAACAAACAGAACCUCCUAAACCUGCCAAACGUGGUCGUGGCAGACCGCUGUCAAGGAAAGAGAACGAUGUGACACAGGCUCCGAACGAAGAACCUACAGCUCAAGCUGAGGCAGUCGAGCCAGAGCCUGUACCAGAGCCCGAAGAAGAACCACAGCCGGAGCCUCCAGCGGAACCCGAACCGGCCAGACCUGCCAAACGUGCUCGCGGUCGCAAACCGGCGUCAAAGGAGAAGGAUGACACAACACAAGCCGCAGAUGAAGAAGCUACAGUACAAGACGAGCCGGCUGAGCCAACCGAAGAAGCACCACCACCUAAGAAACGCAAGCCCAGACAACCCCGGGGAGAAACAGUGCCAGUGACUGUCCAUCGCUUCGUGAACGCCACUGCACUUGGAGAAGGUCCAGAGCCGGAGGAAUCGUCCGACGAGGAAGAGGAGUCAGCCGAGGGACUCACGGCGAAACAAAAGACCAAGCUUUUGAGCCGAGGCGGCGUCAACGCAGCAGACGUACUAAGCCAGAUCUGCCGCGAGACAUUAGAAAAGACGCUCGCGACACUCAAGAACGGGAUCGCGAACGAAGGCAACGCCGCCCGGCGUGCGGAAUGGACACGCAAGAAGAAGGCCGUCGAGGCCUACGGUACGGAACUCGAGGGCCGUCUCUUUGAACUGAGCGAAAUGCUCGACAGUAACUUUGUUCUCGGACGCCAAAUCAAGAAAUCCAAACGGGAAAUGAUGGAUCUGCGGAGCCGACUAUACCGAGUCCGGAAAGAACGAGAAGACGUGGCAUUGCAAAUGGACGCCGUACGGAGGAAGCACAGUGAGGAAGAGAAUGCCAAAAUGGCCCGCUCAACCAUCAACAACUCCCUCCACAGUCUGGACCUCGCCCUCGAGCGUAGCCGCAAUCGCCCCGUCGACGAAUCCACCUCCCAGAACCCCGAACCCUCCUCCACAGCCGGACUGGAGUUCCUUGUCCGCAACGUUGCGGAGAACGUGAGCUCCAUCGCCCCUGGAGCUCAAGGCGGUCUGCUACAUCAGAUCAAGUCAUUCAACGCACAGCUCGAGGCUACUGCGCGGAGACUCGAGAGUUGA